Vigna angularis (adzuki bean) is the source of this 4246-nucleotide messenger RNA. RefSeq names its product TMV resistance protein N. Gene Ontology annotation, biological process: defense response; signal transduction. The transcript has 5 exons. NCBI's taxonomy places the organism in Eukaryota, Viridiplantae, Streptophyta, Magnoliopsida, Fabales, Fabaceae. The coding region runs from base 207 to 3758 and encodes 1183 amino acids. Gene Ontology annotation, molecular function: ADP binding; protein binding. The record is from RefSeq and is a predicted model, not a curated record.
CCCAAAGCAAAAGAAAAGUCAUUAAUGGGAAUUCAAAAUUGUUGAACGCAAUUACGAGGAACCAAAGUGGGAGAAAUUUCCAAGAAAAAACCAACUCAAUGCCCACAAGACUUAUGUCAAUUUAUAUUUGUUGAAUUGUUUGUGCAUACAUACUUUGAAUCUUAGCUGCUCAUUCUACAAGUUCGCUUCCACUUUUAUCAUUUGCAAUGCCUUCCAAGGCCAUCAUGAAAUGCAGCUCUUCUUCAUCAUCUCAAGUCACAAGAACAUACGAUGUGUUUGUGAGUUUCCGAGGUGAAGACACUCGAAACAACUUCACUGAUUUUCUCUUCGAAGCUCUUCGUAGAAAAGGCUUUCAUGCCUUCAAAGACGAUGCUGAUCUCAAGAAAGGUGAAUCCAUAGCACCGGAACUGCAACAGGCAAUUGAAGGGUCUCGCAUUUUCAUCGUGGUGUUCUCUAAGAACUAUGCUUCCUCCACUUGGUGCUUGCGUGAACUUGCCCACAUUUGCUAUUUGGUUGAAGCACCAGGAACACAUAUUCUACCUAUUUUUUAUGAUGUGGAUCCGUCAGAUGUGCGAAAACAAAGUGGAUAUUUUGAGAAACCCUUUGUCGAACUCGAAGAAAGAUUUAGAGAAGAUAAUGAAAGGAUGGAUGAAGUGCAGAGAUGGAGAGAAGCUCUCACCCAAGUGGCCAAUCUCAGUGGCUGGGACAUCAGAAAUAAGCCACAAUAUGCAGGGAUUGAAGAAAUUGUUCAAAGGGUGACAGAUAUAUUGGGUCAUAAAUUUUCAAGUCUUCCAAAUGAUAAUCUAGUUGGGAUGGAAUUUCGUGUCGAGGAAUUGGCAAAACUCUUAUAUUCGGAGUCAAGUAAUGAUGUUAGAGUUUUUGGAAUCACUGGAAUGGAUGGAAUAGGAAAGACAACUCUUGUUCGUGCUUUAUAUGAAGGAAUCUCUCAUCAAUAUGAUUUUACUUGUUAUAUUGAUGAUGUGAACCAGAUUUAUGGAGAUUCUAGUACAUUAGGUGUACAAAAGCAAUUGCUUUCUCAUUCUCUAAAUGAAAAAUGUGAAGAGAUUUGCAAUGUUUCUCAGGGAACUUAUUUGAUAUGGAAAAGGCUACAACGUAAAAAGGCACUUAUAGUUCUUGAUAAUGUUGAUAAAGUUGAACAGCUAAAGAUUUUUACAGGGAAUCGAGACACUAUGUUACGUGAUUGCUUAGGUAGAGGGAGCAUAAUCAUCAUAAUUUCCAGAGAUGAACAAAUAUUGAGGAUACAUGGAGUAGAUGAGGUUCACCAAGUUCAACCACUGGAGAACAAAGAGGCCGUUCAGUUAUUUUGUAGACAUGCUUUCAAAGCUAAUGUUAUUAUGAAUGGUUAUGAAAAGAUGGCAAAUGAGGUACUAUGGCAUGCUCAGGGUCAUCCUUUUGCAAUUGAAAUUUUGGGUUCAUCGUUAUUUGGUCUAAGUGUGUCACAAUGGAGAAGUGCAUUAGCUAUGCUAAGAGAAAACAAAAGUAAAAAGAUUAUGGAUUUGCUUAGAAUAAGUUUUGAAGCGUUGGAUUAUACAAACAAGCAAAUAUUUCUAGACAUAUCUUGCUUUCUCCAUGGCUAUGAAGUGGAACAUGUAGUAGAAAUUCUAAAUUUUCGUGGAUUUUAUCCCGAAUAUGGCUUGCAAGUUCUGAUAAAUAAAUCACUCUUGAUCGUUGAGGAUGGGAGAAUUAAAAUGCAUCGCUUGUUGAUGGAUUUGGGGCAGUCUAUUGUUCGUGAAGUAUCACCUAAAGAACCAAGAAAUUGGAGCAGAGUGUGGAGCUAUAAGGAUCUCCAAAAAAUACUGUCAAAUAACAAGCCAGCAGAAAAUCUGGAAUCUGUAGUUUGUGAGUUCGCACUCUUUAAAACAACCUUGAGCGCAGAUGGGUUUUCAAACAUGAGGCAUCUUAAGUUGCUCAAGUUGAAUUAUGUGGAAUUUUCCGGAAGCCUGGACUAUCUUCCUAGUGAAUUAGGAUAUCUAUGUUGGCAUGGAUAUCCAUUUAAGUCUUUGCCACCUCGUUUUCUACCGUACAAGCUUGUUUCGUUGUCCCUGGCUAAUAGCAAAAUCAAACAACUAUGGGAAGAUACAAAGCCUUUACACAAUUUGAAGCGUUUGGAUCUCUCUUCAUCAGAAGACCUAAUCAAGGUGCCAGAUUUAGGGGAGGCCAUAAAUCUUGAGUGGCUAUCUCUAAAAAGUUGUACAAAAAUAAGGGAGAUCCAUCCAUCCAUUGGUCUUCUAAGAAAACUUUCUUAUGUGACUUUGGAAGGCUGCAAAAGUCUUAUAAAGUUGCCACAUUUUGAGGAGACCCAAAAUCUUGAAAUACUAGAUCUUGAGAGAUGUAUAAAAUUGGAGAAGAUCCAUCCAUCCAUUGGUUUUAUAAGAAAACUGAAAUUUUUGAACUUGAAAAACUGCGAAAAUCUUACCAUGUUACCACAUUUUAGAGAGGACCUAAAUCUUGAAAUUCUAAAUCUCGAAGGAUGUAGGAAGCUCGGGCAGAUCAAUCCCUCCAUUCAUCAUCUAAAAAAGCUUACUGUUUUGAAUUUGAAAGGCUGCAAAAGGCUAGUAAGCUUGCCCAACAGCAUAUUAUGCCUCAAUUCUCUCAGUUAUCUGAAUCUCUCGGCCUGUUCAAAUCUGUCUUAUAUCCAGUUAUUAGAAAAACCAAGGGAUGAAGGUCAUUCGAAGAGGCCUUGUGUAGGUGAAGCUUCUCUAAGAUCUUCCAUCAUGAAAAGGUGGUUUAAGUCGCCUUUACACUUGUUCAAUUCAAGAACCCAUAAAGAUUCAUUUAGCCACUUGUUGCCUUCUCCCAAUUUCUCAUGCAUUCGUGAACUUGAUCUAAGUUUCUGCGCUUUACUUCAAAUCCCUGAUGUUAUUGGAAAUUUGCAUAGCUUAGAAAGGCUAAACUUGAGUGGAAACAGUUUUUGCAAACUACCCAACCUCAAGGAACUUUCCAAACUGUAUCGAUUAGUCUUAAGGCAUUGCAGGCAACUGAAAUAUUUGCCUGAGCUACCUUCACAAACUUACUUGCCAUCAGUAAUUUACGAAAGGCCAUGGCCAACAACAGAAUCUCCAGCAUGGGCAAACGCACCACAAAAACCACUUCUACAUGUUACAAACUCAGGUUUAGAAGUUUUGAACUGCCCAGAGUUAGUUGAGAUUGAAAGGGAACGCUGUACGAGAAUGACUGUUUCAUGGAUGAUACAAAUACUUCAGGCGCAACGCCGCAUAGAUCCGUUGUCCAUUCCAAUGAACCCACUUUUUUCAAGUGUUAUACCUGGAAGUGAAAUACCAAGGCUGUUCAACCAUCUGGAGUAUAGCACGUUAACAAGGAUUGAUGAGUCUCCCUUUGGGCAUGACUAUGAGGCUGCUGUGUUUUGUGUAAUAUUCGAAGCUCGGUUCAAAAAGGGGAUUGUGUCAUCAAUUUGUCCUCCGAAAGCAAAAGGAAAGUUUAAUGACAGUAAGAUUUCAAUGGUUUUUGAUUCUGAUCUAGCCAUCGCGGAAUAUGUUUCAGAUUACCUGUGGAUAUCCUUUUUGAUUAAAGAAGAAUUCAUUCAUUAUCAGGACGCACCUUUGUAUGAUGAAAUAGUAGACUUAGUCGGGAAUGACCAUUAUGAUAUAGAUGUGAAGAAAUGCGGGUAUCGUCUGAUAUAUGAUCUGGAUCUAGAACUAUCAAACUUAGCAAUGAUGCUUGGUGGAAAUUCGCCGGCCUUGAAGAACGACCUUUCGGCAAUUGAAGAUAACAAGUAGCAACACUGCAUUUCCACUGAAGCUCCUUCAUAAUGAAGAAUUGAAGAUAUGAAAUAAUACUGAAACAACUCUUUGCAUAUUAUUUGGUUUCUAAACUGUUGAUAGUCAAUUUUACUGUAGCAACUUCAAUGGGGCACUAAACAAUUUCAUGAUUCGCCUUUCAAUGAUGCAUAUUGUUAGGUUUCGCUAUGGCAAUAGGAUCAUUCAAACACAUGUAUAGAAGAUAUUCUGCUGCAAUAUUGCUCAUGGUGGUCAUUCAAAUGUAUGAAGAUAUUUAGAACUACAUUCUGCUGUAUCCGUAUGUUUGAUCAUAUUAUGUUCUGCCUUUUGAUAGUUCUAUGGUUUGAAUCCCUGUGCCUAGCUUAAAUUUCAGUUCCAUUUCCAUGUAUUUGCUACUUAGUCUUGAGCUUUGUGUUUUUGCAAAGAGAUCCUCUUCCACCAGUUAUAAAAGGGGCUCUCCUAUCAGAGCCAGGUUCUUUUGAGGAAAA